AUGACGACCGCCACAUCCCCCAUCCUGUUGAAAUGGGACCCCAAGAGUCUUGAGAUUCGCACCCUGACGGUGGAGAGACUGCUGGAGCCUCUGGUCACACAGGUGACCACCCUGGUCAACACCAGUAACAAAGGGCCAUCCAGUAAGAAGAAGGGGCGCUCCAAGAAGGCCCAUGUGCUGGCUGUAUCUGUGGAGCAGGCCACACAAAACUUUCUGGAGAAGGGUGAGCAGAUUGCUAAAGACAGCCAGGACCUCAAGGAGGAGCUCAUUGUAGCUGUAGAGGAUGUUCGCAAGCAAGGUGAGACAAUGCGUAUUGCCUCCUCUGAGUUUGCCGAUGACCCGUGCUCCUCAGUGAAGCGCGGCACCAUGGUGAGGGCCGCCCGGGCUCUACUGUCAGCUGUCACCCGCCUGCUCAUCCUUGCCGACAUGGCCGAUGUCAUGCGGCUGCUGGCACAUCUUAAAAUUGUGGAAGAGGCCCUGGAGGGAGUGAAGAAUGCGACCAACGAGCAGGACCUAGCCAAUCGCUUUAAGGAGUUUGGGAAGGAGAUGGUGAAGCUGAACUAUGUAGCUGCCCGAAGACAGCAGGAGCUGAAAGACCCUCAGUGUCGGGAUGAAAUGGCUGCGGCACGAGGGGCCCUGAAGAAAAACGCCACCAUGUUGUACACUGCCUCUCAGGCCUUCCUGCGCCACCCUGAUGUGGCAGCCACGCGCGCCAACCGAGACUAUGUGUUCAAGCAGGUGCAGGAGGCGAUAGGAGGAAUCUCCAGCGCUGCCCAGGCCACCUCGCCCACUGACGAGAAGCAUGGCCAUGCCGGCAUCGGUGAGCUGGCUGCUGCCCUCAAUGAGUUUGAUAACAAGAUCAUUCUGGACCCGCUAACGUUCAGCGAGGCCCGGUUCAGGCCCUCUCUGGAGGAGCGUUUGGAGAGCAUCAUCAGUGGCGCCGCACUCAUGGCCGACUCCUCCUGUACACGCGACGACCGCCGUGAGCGAAUUGUGGCUGAAUGCAAUGCCGUCCGACAGGCCCUGCAAGACUUGCUGAGCGAAUACAUGAACAAUACCGGCAGGAAAGAGAAAGGUGACCCACUGAACUCGGCCAUCGACAAAAUGACCAAGAAGACCAGGGAUCUCCGUAGACAGCUGAGGAAGGCAGUGAUGGACCACAUCUCCGACUCCUUCCUUGAGACCAAUGUUCCCCUGCUGGUGCUCAUCGAGGCGGCUAAAAGCGGCAAUGAGAAGGAGGUCAAGGAAUAUGCUCAGGUGUUCCGUGAACAUGCCAACAAGCUAGUCGAGGUGGCCAACCUAGCCUGCUCUAUCUCCAAUAAUGAGGAGGGUGUGAAGUUGGUUCGAAUGGCUGCCACCCAAAUUGACAGCUUGUGCCCACAGGUGAUCAAUGCUGCACUUACACUGGCUGCCCGUCCCCAAAGCAAAGUGGCUCAGGACAACAUGGAUGUUUUCAAGGACCAGUGGGAGAAACAGGUGCGCAUCCUUACUGAGGCUGUAGAUGACAUCACCUCCGUGGAUGACUUCCUGUCAGUCUCAGAAAACCACAUACUUGAGGAUGUCAACAAGUGUGUGAUCGCUCUGCAAGAGGGAGAUGUGGACACCCUAGAUCGGACCGCUGGAGCCAUUCGCGGCCGAGCUGCUCGUGUGGUCCACAUCAUCAAUGCCGAGAUGGAGAACUAUGAGCCUGGAGUCUACACUGAGCGUGUCCUGGAGUCCAUUAAACUCCUCUCUGAGACGGUUAUGCCCCGUUUUGCAGAGCAAGUGGAGGUUGCCAUCGAGGCCCUGAGUACAAACCCCCCACAGCCCUUUGAAGAAAAUGAGUUCAUCGAUGCGUCCCGUUUGGUCUACGAUGGUGUUCGUGACAUCAGGAAAGCUGUUCUCAUGAUACGGACACCAGAAGAGCUGGAGGAUGAUUCUGACUUUGAGCAGGAGGACUAUGAUGCUCGCAGCAGGACCAGUGUCCAGACUGAAGAUGACCAGCUCAUUGCUGGUCAGAGCGCCAGGGCCAUCAUGGCCCAGCUUCCCCAGGAGGAGAAGGCCAAGAUCGCUGAGCAGGUGGAGAGCUUCAGGCAGGAGAAAUGCAAACUGGAUGCCGAGGUAGCCAAGUGGGAUGACAAUGGAAAUGACAUCAUCGUGCUGGCUAAGCAGAUGUGCAUGAUCAUGAUGGAGAUGACAGAUUUCACCAGAGGCAAAGGCCCACUGAAGAACUCCUCAGAUGUCAUCAACGCAGCAAAGAAAAUCGCUGAGGCUGGUUCUAGAAUGGACAAGUUGGCCCGCGCUGUAGCAGAUCAGUGCCCUGAUUCAGCCUGCAAACAGGAUCUCCUGGCCUACCUACAGAGAAUUGCCCUCUAUUGCCACCAGCUCAACAUCUGCAGCAAGGUCAAGGCUGAGGUGCAGAACCUAGGAGGAGAGCUUAUUGUGUCUGGGCUGGACAGUGCCACCUCCCUCAUCCAAGCAGCCAAGAACCUCAUGAAUGCAGUGGUGCUGACUGUGAAAGCCUCCUACGUGGCUUCCACCAAGUACCAAAAGGUUUACGGCACAGCAGCUGUCAACUCGCCUGUGGUAUCCUGGCGCAUGAAGGCCCCAGAAAAGAAGCCGUUGGUGAAAAGGGAGAAGCCUGAGGAGUGCCAGACUCGUGUUCGACGAGGCUCCCAGAAGAAACACAUUUCCCCUGUGCAGGCCCUUAGUGAGUUCAAGGCCAUGGACUCCUUCUAA
Lampris incognitus (smalleye Pacific opah) is the source of this 2718-nucleotide messenger RNA. RefSeq names its product catenin (cadherin-associated protein), alpha 2 (gene ctnna2). Gene Ontology annotation, biological process: cell migration; cell-cell adhesion. The coding region runs from base 1 to 2718 and encodes 905 amino acids. Gene Ontology annotation, cellular component: adherens junction; actin cytoskeleton; catenin complex. The record is from RefSeq and is a predicted model, not a curated record. Gene Ontology annotation, molecular function: beta-catenin binding; structural molecule activity; cadherin binding. The transcript is spliced from 17 exons. NCBI's taxonomy places the organism in Eukaryota, Metazoa, Chordata, Actinopteri, Lampriformes, Lampridae.